Neoarius graeffei (lesser salmon catfish) is the source of this 716-nucleotide messenger RNA. It is a transcript of the gene cimip5, whose product is annotated as chromosome 7 C2orf50 homolog. Bases 125 to 577 code for a protein of 150 amino acids. The record is from RefSeq and is a predicted model, not a curated record. The transcript has 3 exons. NCBI's taxonomy places the organism in Eukaryota, Metazoa, Chordata, Actinopteri, Siluriformes, Ariidae.
UCCGCGCCGCUGGCAUGACGACGGUGUUGCUGGGAGCGCGCGCGGGACGGGAUGCGAGCAGAAUGAAAGUCAGCGGGGUGCGCGUGCAGACGGUUAUCCUGGCGUAGUUCGAGCAUUUCGAAAGAUGGAGCGCAGAGUCAGCAUCAGGCGCGUCACGUCGGCCGGUUACCGCUUACCGGAGCGCCCCAGCGUGGCCCCGGCCUCUCAGCCCUCAGUGUCCGUGAAGAGCGAGCCGCUGCCGCCGCCGCCCGAGCGGGACCCCGACACCUGGGACCCGGUGAAGCGGGAGCGGGUUUGGAGAGAGCUGGUGCGCGCGGAGAGACACGCGGUGAAAGAAUGGGAGAAGAACUGGAGCUUUCUGAAAGACUUUGAUCAGCUGGGUCAUCCCAAGACAGAGGCUCCUCUCCCCAGCUACAUCUCUCCGUACUCCGACACGCUCCCCAACACCAGCAACCACACGUUCGGUAGUCGCAUUUGCACCGAACUCGGUAAAGAGCUGAUGCGAAUGGAUAAGCUGCUGUUGCUAACGACAACACACCAAAAGACCAAACUGAGUCCCGAAAUGCAGCCCUGCUGACGAAGGGUCUCGAUCGGCCCAUGAGGUCUGAGCAAACAUACAGUUAGACAUUUCUUUAGUUGAGGUUUUGAAUGACGUUAUCAAAAAAAAAGCUUAAAUUUUAUAGCAGUUGGUAAAACCGUUGUGUUGGUGAAGAAGA